AUGGGAAGAUACGAUAGACAAGGCAGUGCCCCACCACAACAAGGUGGUAGUAGAUGGGAUGCUCUCGGUGAUGAUGUACCUAGAGAAAGAAAAUGGGGACAUAAUCGUUGGGACAGUCGUGCUGAUAGUGGUGAUACCUGGUCUAAUAAUGGUGGGGAAGUAGAUUGGUCAACACCAUUACCUCGCAAUGAAAGAUUGGAACAUGAAUUAUUUGGAGGUGGUAAUACUGGUAUUAAUUUUGAUAAAUAUGAAGAUAUUCCAGUAGAAGCCAGUGGAGAAAAUCCUCCAACUAAUAUUGAAAACUUUGAAGAUGCCAGUUUGGGAGAGAUUAUUCGUAAUAACAUUGUGCUAUCCAAAUAUCCUAAACCUACACCAGUACAGAAGUAUGCCAUACCAAUUGUACUAAAUAAAAGAGAUUUGAUGGCUUGCGCACAAACUGGAUCUGGUAAGACUGCAGCCUUCUUGGUUCCAAUAUUGAACUUAUUGUAUGAAACUGGACCUGGUGAAGCUCAUGAAGCUGAACAAAGACAAGGACAGGGCCGAACCUAUGUUAGACGAAAACAAUACCCCAGUGCUCUUGUAUUGGCACCUACCAGAGAAUUGGCUUCACAGAUUUAUGAUGAAGCUAGAAAGUUUGCAUACCGUUCAAGAGUACGACCAUGUGUAGUAUAUGGUGGGGCAGAUAUUGGAGCUCAAAUGAGAGAUUUAGAUAGAGGAUGUCAUUUAUUAGUGGCUACACCUGGACGUCUUGUAGAUUUGAUGGAACGUGGUAAAGUAGAACUCCAACAUUGCAGAUAUUUGAUGUUGGAUGAAGCUGACAGAAUGUUAGAUAUGGGUUUCGAACCUCAGAUUAGAAGAAUUGUAGAAAAAGAUUCUAUGCCCCCUAGUGGAAAGAGACAAACUCUUAUGUUUUCUGCUACUUUCCCCAAAGAAAUUCAGAUUUUGGCUCGUGAUUUCCUUGACAACUAUAUAUUUUUGGCUGUUGGUCGUGUUGGUAGUACCAGUGAAAACAUUACACAGAAAGUUGUGUGGGUUGAAGAAUCUGAGAAGAGAUCAUUCUUGUUAGAUUUGAUCAAUGCUGCUGGUCCAGAAUCACUAACACUUGUGUUUGUUGAGACAAAGAAAGGUGCUGAUGCUUUAGAAGUGUUCCUAACCAGAGAAGGAUUCCCUGCUACCAGUAUCCAUGGUGAUAGAUCACAGAGAGAAAGAGAAGAUGCUUUAAGACUGUUUAGAAGUGGUGAUCGUCCUAUUCUGGUAGCCACAGCUGUUGCUGCUAGAGGUUUAGAUAUCUCUAAUGUAAGACAUGUUAUUAAUUUUGAUCUACCUAGUGAUAUUGAGGAGUAUGUACAUCGUAUUGGUAGAACAGGACGUGUUGGUAAUCUUGGUUUGGCUACAUCUUUUAUUAAUGAGAAGAAUAAGAAUAUUGUAAGAGAUCUACUGGAUCUAUUGAUGGAAGCUAAUCAAGAAGUACCAUCCUGGCUAGAAGCUGUUGCUACUGAAUCUAGAUCAUCUGCUGGAUCUAAACGUGGGGGCAGAAAGUAUGGUGCCGGUGGGUUUGGUGCUAGAGAUUAUCGUCAAGGCAACAAGGGACCUAAACCAGCUAUGGGUAUGGGUAAUGGUGUGAAACCACAGAUGGGUGGCUAUCCACACAUGAACCCGUUUGUCAACUCCUCAUCUAGCUAUGGAGGAUCCUAUGGUGGAUCAUAUGGUAGUUCCUAUAAUAACUACAACCAAGGUACUGAUUGGUGGAGUAGUAACUAAAUAUUGUCAACAACACUAGAUAUUGUGGGCUUGACCCUUCCCAUUUUUCUUGUUUAUUUCUGUACGUUUUUGGUGCUUGGAUAUAUUACUAAGCAACAGUUUAUGGAGCCAGAGUUAAGAAUUUGUAACGUGGUGAAUUAAAUAUAAUCUCUUUAUUUUCAAGCUGUAGUUGUAAAAAAAUUGCUAUGAGAUCUUUCGUUACCAGCUUGAAAAUGAAUGAGACAUAUUUUUGAAGCCCAACUUUUUAUUGUGCUUUAUUAUUUGAGAUAAAACUCAAGAAUUUUCACACUAAUGAACAAUACAUGGUGAGGACAUGUCAUUUCUCUGUUUAGUUUUUAUUAUCACCAUUAUCAUAUUAUACAUAGUAUUGUUGAUGUUAUCUUCAUCAACUCUCAUAGUUUACAAUAUUUCAUUUUUUUUAUUUUACCAUUUUUGAUAUAACUAAUCAUUAAUUUAUAAUGAUCUAACAAUAUUAUGUUGUCAUGUAACAUUUAUGAGGAUAGAGUAACGAAAUCCUCUUGUCUUAUGUUACUUUAUUUUAUUUUAGACACAAAUAAAAGUAUUCCAAAUAUGAGAUGCAUAUACUUUUGCAAUAUGUCCCCAUGUGUUGUGUGCAAUUAGUCAGAUUUUUGUCUUGACAUGAGACAACAUAUUAAAGUGAAUUAUGUGCGUAUAGUUUUAGAUUAAUGGUUUAUCUGACACUAUUGUGAAUUAAAGUGUGAGAUUAUAAAGGAAAACAACAUAAUUCACUCCAAUAUUUUAUAUAUACAUUAAGUUAUGAACAGCACUUAUUUGCUAGUCAUUUCUUAAUCCUAAAUAAUUUCUUAAAAUAUAAGUAAUAUUCUAAGAAAGUUUAUCAAUAGAUCUGUUUUGAUAAUCCAUAAACCUCUGGUUUCCUAUGCUGUUUCAUUUAACUUUUUGCUUUGCUAGAUUUUUUUUUUUUUUGUUAAUAGAUAGCUUUUGUCCUCAUGCCGUCCUGUCAUAAGAUAUAUAUGUGAAAUAAUGUAUGUGCUGAUAUAAUAUUUGAUCAUGACAUAUCAUUGAACAGCGCUGAUUAAUUGUUGGAUUAGACUCGUGAUUUUAGAGAUGGAUGCGCUGGUAACUUUAGAAUCUAGUUCAUGGAAAUGCACAUGCUCUGUAUAUUUUGAGAAAAUGUACAGAGUGAGAUGAAAUAUUAUCCGGGACCAUUAUUAUAAUUCUCAGAUUCCAAUAUCUUGUUUUUACACAUAAUUUGUGUUUGAACAUUGUUAAUAACGACUGACCCUGUGAACAUUGAUAUGUUGAUUUGGAUCAGAAUAUUUUAAUAUGUGGUGAAUCAACACGAGAAUUUGAAUUAUCCUGAAAAGUUUUACUUGGAACAGAUUAAAGGUAUAGAACAUAUCCUUAUUAAAGAUCACUGUUCCAAGCAAAAAAUUUCAUUUGCUGAUUUCUGUGGCCAAAAUCAGCCUUGAAAUCAUCUGACAGUUUUGAUAUAUCAUUGAAAUAUCAGGGUUAUUUUAAACUGUUCCAAAUGUGUCUUGAAGUUUUAUUUGUUCUUUUUGACAUUUUAAUAACAUUUUGACAUUCAUUUUAGCGUGUAGUUCUUUUUUUAUUUUGAGGUUUGUUAGUAUUUUGGCUCAAAUUGAGAAAAAAUUUACUUUUGUGAUUUAUUAUGUGAUAUGUUGAAUUGAUGAAAAUUGAGAAAGUAAUAUUUAAAUAUAGUGCUAAUUAUAUUCACUAUAUAUUUAGUGGUAACAAAUUUAAUUGAAAAUGUGAUAUAGAAAUAUGAAUGUCAACUUGUGGAUGUCAAAACAAAAGUAUGCCAUAAAAGCAAACAUAUUAUAUAUUUUGUUCUUCCACAAUGUCAGAAAUGAAGUAUCAUGUAAGUUAAGUAAUAUUACAUCAAAUAUUCUAGUCUCUUUUAUUAGAAAGUUAUCAAUUCGGCAUAAGUCGUUAAGAUAUUGGUUAGUUUUCAGUCCACAAUCUUUGUAAGCAUCUUCCCAUUUUUAGCUGCAGAGUUCCCCUGUUGUGUGAUUAAGAAUUAAAAAUCUUUGCUCCUCGGACAAAUGGAUAUUAAUUAAAAAUAGCACCUGAAAAUGAUUAAAAUUUAAUGGAAAGUGUUGAAUUGAAUAUUUUAUACCAUAAAUCUUCCAUUCAUAUCAACCUUCUAUUUAAACCGGUGCUGCAUUAGUUAUUAUAACUAAUAUUUAUCAAACAAUUGAUAUAUAUUGACAUUUCGAUAAUUUUUUUUUAUAACAUUCCAAAUGCAUUUUGUGCCAAUUAUCUCAUAAUUUUCAAUUCAUUUAGAUAAUAUUGUUCACAUAUUCAAUAAUCAUAGUGUCGAGGAAUACUGUGUUGGGUGAUGAACUAUUUUCUGUCAAGUUCUAUAGUUACGAACAUAAUAAUAAAAGAAGUAUAACUCAACACUGGUUUGAAUGUGAAAAAGUCAUGUGAAUAGUAUUAACAUGAAAUAUUUAUCAGAUUUUAUUUUUUUAUAUUUGAUAAACAAAGUGUGUUUAGUGUGAUUGAUAUAAAAACAGUAGUUGUGUGUGCACAAAAUGCGAGGGGAAUAAUCAAAUUUUAAACCAUAACAAAUUUCAGUAGGAACAAAUUUGAACUAUGCAGUAAAUGUAGUUCAGCUAUCAGAAAAUCUGAUUUUAAAAUACUCAUUUGUCAAAGUGAGCAAAUUGAAUGUGGUUGUUUGUAUGAAUGUUGUGACAUUGAAUAGAUAACCUAAUCAACCAAGUGCUUUAUUCUUACAUUUUUUACUAAAUUAUUGAAUCUCAAAAAAUGUACUUAACCAAAUGAAAACCAAAUGUAAAAUAGCGUUUUUGUAGAUAGCCAAACAUUUUAUUUACUACAACCAUAUCAAAAUUUGAUUUGAGACAGAAGUCUUUUAUUGUGAUCUACAAAAUUCCAUAAUUUUCUAGUCUCGUUGCUUAUUUUUUUUGUACAAAUUUUUGUUUGGUAAAAAAGCCAGAUGUGAUUUGUGAUGGUAGAGGUUAUAUCAUUAGUUUAUUAGUGCCAAAAAGGUUAUUGAAAUUAUAAUCAAAUUACAACAUUUUUUUUACUUGGUUAGUUUUUCAAUGUCACACAUUGAAUUAAACAAUUUUAUUAAUGUCUUAUAUUUUGGUUUUAUCCUCUGAUUUUGUUUGUCUGUGAUAAUGGUGAUAUCUGCCAUGUAGAUUCAUAAUGAUAUCUAUUAUCAAACGUAGAUUCAGAUUAUCUACUGUAAAUAGAUAUAUCUACAGUAUAUUUUGUCUCAUUGUUUUAAAAACAAUCACGUAUUAUCAGGGAUGCUCUGCACAUUUUCAAAUGGGAUUUGCAAUAUAUGUUUAUAGAUUAAUCUUAACAAUACAAACCAUUGAAUGAUAAAUUAAUCUCUUUUAAGAUUUAAUUACUAUGCCUUAAAUAGAGGAACUUAUUAAUGUUAAUUAGAUAACACUAUAUUCGUUUUGGAUGUUAAUAAGGCAUGGCCACUUAAUGCCUUUCUUUUUUUUAAGGUAUCCUAUCUUAUGUUUUAAUUACAGAUAGUAAAUUAUAAGAAUUCUUGGUGUUAAAACCACAGAUAAAUUUCUGAUGCAGGGAGAACGAUUUAUUUUCUUUUCUUUUUUAUUAUGGGACGGCAUUUGUAAUUUUCAUAUUAACUGUUUAGUUUGUAAAAUUUGACUACCACACCAUAAUAUUUUCCCGAAAUAUAUGGUUCCAAAUAAAUUGGCAUAAUUUGACCAUAUACCUUGCUAUAUUGAUACUAAUUAUUAUUGAUAUCCAGUAUUAUGGUUUGGUGGUACAUUUCAAAGUUCAAAUAAAGAUACAAAUUUC
This is a messenger RNA of Lottia gigantea (owl limpet), 5562 nucleotides long. RefSeq lists its product as hypothetical. Gene Ontology annotation, molecular function: RNA helicase activity; ATP binding; RNA binding. The transcript is spliced from 12 exons. Gene Ontology annotation, cellular component: nucleus; P granule. Lineage: Eukaryota; Metazoa; Mollusca; Gastropoda; Lottiidae. Gene Ontology annotation, biological process: cell differentiation; gamete generation. The record is from RefSeq and is a predicted model, not a curated record. The coding region runs from base 1 to 1761 and encodes 586 amino acids.